UUUUUAUAAAAUUAAAAUACAAAAAAGAAAAUUAAUUAUCUAAUAAAAACAAAAAUAUUAAAAAUGAGAUUUAACUUCGUUGCUUUGAUGCUUCUUAUGCUCUUUGUCUUCUCCAAUGCUCACUUAAGAAUGGCUGAAGAAACUUAAGCUUAAACUGAGACUCAACCCUAAGCAGAAGCUGAAACUUAAACUGAAGGUAAAGUUGAACCUCUUAUGUGCUAAAGACAAGGUCAAUUGUGCGGUAUUGGUUUACCCUCUUGCUGCUCUGGUUUAUGCUGCAACUACUCUUUUGGUUGCCAAAGAUGUUGA
This is a messenger RNA of Tetrahymena thermophila SB210, 309 nucleotides long. RefSeq lists its product as hypothetical. The transcript has a single exon. The record is from RefSeq and is a predicted model, not a curated record. Lineage: Eukaryota; Ciliophora; Oligohymenophorea; Hymenostomatida; Tetrahymenidae.